Molecule: messenger RNA, 558 nt
Organism: Cladophialophora psammophila CBS 110553
Lineage: Eukaryota; Fungi; Ascomycota; Eurotiomycetes; Chaetothyriales; Herpotrichiellaceae
Exons: 2
Coding region: 1-558 (185 amino acids)
Source: RefSeq, a predicted model, not a curated record
AUGGCAGCCGAGCUUGUGAGACACGUCAAAAAGAGCUUGCGCCGGGGAGAGACCGAGCACACGACCAAAGAAUCCCAGCGACCGUAUAUUCUGGCUCUGGGGGCCAGCAUUCAGCCUUCAAACGUAAGUCUAUCAGGCAAACACACACGAGUCGAACAUUGUGCGGGAACCAACUGGAGGGUGGGUGCACCGUACGAUGAGCAGGAAUUAGCUACCGAAGCCUCGUGGCAACCGUACCCAAACCCCAGUCCACGUGCGACAUUUUGCCCUGAUGCGGUCGACAACGAAAGAUUUCGACUCUACACCGUCGCGGCGGACAUGUUUGCCUUUGGUAUUGAUGGGGAGUCCACAAGGACAGUCCCUUGCCCGGCCACGCCGCCCUCGACCCUGAGGAGAGAUUGGAGCGGCUGGCUGACGUUGAGCUACGGCUUUUGGACUCGUAUCAGUCUCUGCGCCCCGGGGCGCGGUGGGAGCCCGGAUCAUCUCCCAGUCUCCAGCUGGUCCCUAGGUCGAUCUGUAGUAAGUAGUUGCUUGCUUCGGAAUCAUGUGGGUUCGUAG